AUGGUUAAGUGCUACCGAGCUCGUGCAGCUGAAUCGCAGUGUGUGCGCAGGACGUGGAUGCUUGGGCACUGCUGGAGCAAGGGACAGUCCUGUGCCAGAGCCAUGGAGCAGCGGGGAGAGUCAGGGCUGGCAUGCACAAGGCACAGCCCUGGGAUGUGGGGGCUGCCAGAGGUACAACGCAGGGCAGAGAGAGCCUGCUGGCGGAGCCAGGGAGCGGUGCUGGGCAGAAAGAGGAAGAUCAGUCCUGCAUGGGUGAAGGAGAAAGGCCAGCUGAAGUUGUCUAUCGAGGUGCAGGACCGCUCCCUGAUGCUGCAUGUCGUGGAAGCAAAAGGUCUGAUGGGGACAGAGUACCGGCCGUGCGACUCCUACGUGAAGAUGUCAAUUGUGCCAGAUGCCGACGGGAAGUGCAGACAGAAAACAAAGACUGUGCCAGACAGCAAAAACCCAGUCUUCCACGAGCACUUUGUCUUCCUGGUACAGGAGGAGGAUGAGCAGAAACGUCUUCUGGUCACAGUCUGGAACCGAGAGAGAGAUUGCAGGCAAAGCAAACUGAUUGGGUGCAUGAGCUUUGGUGUGAAGUCCCUCCUGACCCUGGACAAGGUACCUUCAUCUGGAGCACUGUGUGCAGGAUUGGGUUGAG
Lagopus leucura (white-tailed ptarmigan) is the source of this 640-nucleotide messenger RNA. Its product is annotated as regulator of G-protein signaling 3-like. The record is from RefSeq and is a predicted model, not a curated record. Gene Ontology annotation, biological process: signal transduction. Gene Ontology annotation, cellular component: plasma membrane; nucleus. Lineage: Eukaryota; Metazoa; Chordata; Aves; Galliformes; Phasianidae.